AGGCGCCAUUGAAUUGUUUUGCCGGUGGACAGACGCAGAAUCAUCACGGCUGUGCGCAAUUCAGAGAAGCAAAACGUCCGUCGGCUCUCACUGGAUUGCAAUAAUCUAACUAUCGAAUCUUUUAGUUUUUUUAUAGUCCAUCUACGCUAAAAAGACAACAUGAGUGAAAUCAACGUAAAAAAGCUUAAGGUGAACGAGUUGAAGGACGAGCUGAAGAAGCGCCAGCUUUCCGACAAGGGAUUGAAGGCCGAGCUUAUGGAGCGGCUGCAGGCCGCGCUCGAUGCAGAGGCCCAGGCCGAAGAGGAAGAAGCUACCGCGGUAGAAGCAACCGAAAAAAACGAGGCCGAGGGAAACAGUGCUGCAGUCGAAAAAGAAGGCAUUGGUGAAGAAGAGCCAGAGGGCGAGAGCAUGGAGGCCGAGGAGCAAAAUGGAGACGGGGGUGAUGCCGCUGUUGUGGGUGAUGGUCAGGACGAUGAAAUGGGCGAGGAGGAGGAGGAUGGGGACGCCGGCGUGGAAAUGGACAAAGCCCUCGAUGAAGAAGAGGAGGAGGACGAAGACGACGAGAUCAUAGACAGAAUCGACGAUGAAGAUGGUGAGCCUGAAUCUCAUCCAUUAGAGGGGGAUGCGGACAAAGACAUCAGUGCUGAUCAGAAGAAUAAGAAGGGUGUUAAGAGACGCCGGGAGGAACAUGGAAGGGGCUACUUUGAAUUUAUUGAAGAAAGCAAAUACAGCCGGUCCAAGUCUCCCCUGCCACCUUUGGAGGAAGAAGAUGAAGAGUUUGAUGACACCCUGGUCUGCCUGGAUCCCUACAAUUGUGACCUUAACUUCAAAGUAUCCCGGGACAGAUACAGCACCUCCUCUCUUACCAUGGAGAGUUUCGCUUACCUUUGGGCGGGUGGCCGUGCCUCGUAUGGUGUAAACAAAGGCAAAGCCUGCUUUGAAAUGAAGAUCACUGAGAAAAUUCCAGUCAAGCAUUUAAACAGCAAAAACAUGGACUUCCAUGAUGUCCAUGUUGGCUGGUCCCUGGCUAAUGGAAGUCUUUUGCUGGGUGAGGAGGAGCAUUCCUACUCCUAUUCAAGCAAAGGGAAGAAGACUUCAAACUGUGUUACUGAAGACUACGGGGAGAAUUUCGAUGAAAAUGAUGUCAUCGGCUGUUUCAUUAAUUUCGAAGCUGAUGAAGUGGAGAUUUCCUAUUCCAAAAAUGGCAAGGACCUUGGUGUGGCUUUCAAGGUCAAUAAGGAGUCCUUGGCCGGACAAACUCUGUUCCCCCAUGUUCUUUGCCACAACUGUGCGGUUGAGUUCAAUUUCGGUCAGAUGGAGACACCAUUCUUCCCUCAGUUGGAGGGCUUCACCUUCCUGCAGCAAGUUCCUGUGGAUGUGCGUGUCAGAGGACCUAAAGGACCGGAGACCAAGAAAGAUUGCGAGGUGAUCGUCAUGGUCGGUCUUCCUGGAUCUGGGAAAACUGCUUGGGUAAAUAAACAUGUUGAAGAGAACCCUGGGAAGUACAAUGUCCUCGGCACCAACACCAUCUUGGAAAAGAUGAUGAUUAACAGCAUUAAGAGGCAAAACAAAGACACAGCGAAACUCUCAGCCAUCUCUCAGCGUGCUCCGUUGUUCCUGGGCAAGUUUAUUGAAAUUGCUGCCCGCAAAAAGAGAAACUACAUCUUGGAUCAGACAAAUGUGUCUGCACCAGCCCAGAGAAGGAAGAUGUGUCUGUUUGCUGGCUUCCAACGCAAAGCUGUAGUGGUUUUCCCCACUGAUGAGGCCUUCAAGGAGAGAACACAGAAGAAAGCAGAAACUGAUGGCAAAGAUGUACCUGAGCAUGCCGUUCUGAAAAUGAAAGGUAUCUACACGUUGCCAGAGGUGGGAGACUGCUUCUCUGAGGUCACAUAUGUGGAACUGCAGAAGGAGGAGGCUGUCAAGCUCUUGGAGCAGUACAAGGAAGAGAGUAAGAGUGCUUUGCCACCUGAAAAGAAACCCAACCAAGGCACCGUGACCCCCAAAAAAGGAGGUGGACGAGGCAAAGGGCCUAGGACCCAGUUCGGUAGGGGUGGUGGUCCAGGCCCACGUGGAGGCAGAGGUGGAUUCCAGGCCCGUGGAAACUUCAGAGGAUUACCAGUACCACAUCGUGGUUAUAAUCGUCACCCACGCGGUGGCUACAUGCCGCCACCACCGCCACCACCUGUCUUCCGAGGAGGGUUCCAUAGCCGAGGUGGAGCUGGUGGGAUGCACAACCGGGGAAUGGUCCCCAGAGGUGGGCACAUGAGAGGCGGCAGAGGUGGAAUGGGUCGCGGAGGGCCUUCAAACAGAGGUAACAUGCACCGCGGUGGUGGACAAGGCAGACCCAAUAACAGAGGACACUUCCAGCAGAAGUUCCGUGGCAGAGGAGGCCAUCAGCAGAAUCGUGGUGGUUUUGGCAACAAAAACGGAUCUUUUGCCCAAGCCUUCAACCAGAGUUGGCAACAAGGGUUCUGGAACCAGAAGCCAUGGAAUCAACAGUACCACCCAGGAUAUUACUAAAUGCGCGUUUGUAUUAAAGACUCUUGGCCUCUUGUGCACUGGAAUGCACAGCCACUGAAUAACCAUCCACUUUUAUGGUCCUUGUUUAUUUUUUUUUUUAAAGGAAGUCCAUUUUUAAAUAAGAGAAGCAAGUGGCAAACAAACAUUCCGCCUACUGAAGUAAACAGUCUACGUUCUACAUAGAUGUGUGCUUGCUUCACUCUUAAAUCUUUGUAAAAUGUAUUUCCUCCCCCUUUUAUUUUGUAUCACAGCUUUGAUAUAUUGUUAUAUCAGGAAUCCCAGCACUUGUCUUGUGCAAGGGAUGCUUUGAAUUUCAGGGUUGUGAAUUUUAUUCUGUAAAAUGUCAUUUUUACUCAAUGUAAAUUAUUAUUUUUCAGGGUUUUUCUUUUGUGUGUGUGUGUGUGUGUGUGUGUGUAAGAGUUAUAGUGUUUAAGAAUCCCUGUCAACGUUAAUCUUUUAGAAUCUUUUGACAAUAAUCAUUAAUAUUUACGCAACAUCUCUGCCCUUCAUGUUCGGUGAAGGAGUGAACAUAUUGUCCUCUAUUUACUUCUUAUAGAUCCAAGUUUUUCUUUGUUAGCCCCAGGCUGUAACGGUUACAUCAUAUGUUUGCAAUAAAUGAUGUGCUUGCUUUUCUACGACAUUUUAUGGCUUUUGACUGAUAUCUUGAACAACCCAUUUCAAAGAGUCUUUGAAUGGCAGUCAGAUUUGUCUCUAAAUUCAGGACCAUCAGACUCUAUUGUCUUGUUUUUGUAGGGCGUACACUGGAAAGAUUUUUAAAUCAGUUUAGCCAGUUACUUUGAUUUGUUUCUUUUGCACUGCAUAAUUUUAUGCAUUUGUGUCCUCUAAGAAACCAAGAGAAGCCACAAUGAAACAUACGUUCAUCUGAAGUUAAGCACUUGAUUUUGCUUAUUGAUUUACACAAUUCAGCAAAGCUUUGUUGAUUUAUAGCUUCAUUAUAAAAACUGCACUAAACUUGCUAAUACUGUUCAUUCUGAUUAACAUUUUAUAGCAACACUUUUUAAAAUGGCUUAGCAAAAUAUUUAAUGCAACCUUUUUUAGUUUUAACUGAGUAAUCGCUACAUUGAUCUAUGUAAUAUUGCAACUAACUUGUUUCAGGUGUACAUUUAAAAUUACAUUUAUACAACAAUAUUUAGACCAUUUUACAAGAAAUGUCCUAAAAGGUUUCCUUUGGGAUUAAUUUGUCAAAUGGUGGCCUUGAAAGCGGUUUUAGAUGUAACAACCAGCAAAUAAGCAAGUUCUCUUAUAUGUUAAAUUCUCAGAUGCAUUACUAAUGUUACAUGGAGAGAGCGGUGAAAUACUGGCGAGUCGACUGGAUUUACUAACCGAUAAGGAUUUCCUCGAAUUGCAUCACCUGCUUAUUGAUACUCAUCUUUGAAACCACAAUAAUAUCACAUACACCCCAUAUUCCCAUCAGUGAUAAAUUCUGAUUUUCAUCGAUCCAGGCCCUUGAUUUGUCUGAAUUAAUCCAUUUCUUAUAAAGCGCCAACUGGCCAAAGAAAAGGGCAGCUAUUUUUGACUUAAAAUUGGUGUAUUUUAUCAUGAUGCAAUAGUUGAAGUGGAAUAUUUUAACUAUAUACCAUUUAAAUUGAUGUAAAAGUAACUUAUUUCAGGAAGCAUUGUUUUUUUUCUGUAAAUGAUUUCCAGUGGGUAAUGGUUUUUAAUAGAAUAUGUGGUUUUUAAUUGGAUAGCAUGGCAUGAUAGAUUUGUGAUGAUACUGUUUUACUACACAGACGUUGCUUGUGCAAAAUACGCUAUUUUGAGGAUGAAAAAUGUAUUUACUAAACUGUGCUAAAAAUGUGGCAUUGUGUGUUCUUGAGAGACUGCAGGUGGGAUGUUGUUUGUAUUUUGGCUUUGAUUUUUCAGCGAUGAAUGUUAAAAGUGUUUCAAUGUAAGGAAAUGUGUCAUUAAAUAAUGUAAUAAACCUCUGAGAUAAA
Messenger RNA from Carassius auratus (goldfish), 4475 nucleotides. It is a transcript of the gene hnrnpub, whose product is annotated as heterogeneous nuclear ribonucleoprotein Ub. Gene Ontology annotation, molecular function: promoter-specific chromatin binding; RNA binding; protein binding. The coding region runs from base 160 to 2520 and encodes 786 amino acids. Gene Ontology annotation, cellular component: ribonucleoprotein complex; nucleus. Lineage: Eukaryota; Metazoa; Chordata; Actinopteri; Cypriniformes; Cyprinidae. Gene Ontology annotation, biological process: alternative mRNA splicing, via spliceosome; positive regulation of transcription by RNA polymerase II. The transcript is spliced from 13 exons. The record is from RefSeq and is a predicted model, not a curated record.